UAACUCUCUUCCAGCGCUGCAAUAAAAAAAGCUCUCUGUGUCUCUAUGUAGCUGCAGAGCGAGUCAGGUGAUUUGAUUUGAGAACUUGAAUUUUUCUGACCGCAUCCUCUGCACCUCUGCAGACUUGUAUCUUCACAACAGUAAGGUAGAGUAAAAGGUGCUUGAGAAUGGGAAGGUAGAUGCCUAGAAGCAUCCUGGAUGUGGUUUUUCUGCAGGUAGAGUUCAAUAACAGAUAGAGAGAGGGAGGUGUUGAAGAGAUGUCUAGCUUUGGGAAACUUACCGAUUACUUUAACCGUCGUGGGAGGAGUGGCUCGCGAAGAAGCGGCAGUUACUGUUGUACUGUCUCGGAAGCCAGGUCAUUGGAAAGAAAGCUGCAGAGACCUCUCCUGGCCAAGUCACGCACUCUUCCCAGCAUUCCCCAGUCCCCCACCUUCUCCAGAGUGCACCACUCCAAUCACCUGAGCAGCAGUCAAGAGCUGGCUCCUUCUCUGAGGUUACCACUGUCCAGCUCCAGCCACCGUAAGGGCUGCACGCUGCCAUCUGCAGGAGAAGUGUGGAGACUAGAGGAUGACGAAGAUGAUGAUGAAGAGCAUUCAAUGGUACAGAGAACCCAUGCCGAGCCUCGUCCACGCUCCCAGUCCCCCUUCUCUCACUUCCGCUCACACGCCUACCUGCGAAAGAGCAUCUCUGUGGAUGACAACCUGGGCAUGGUGGAGUUUGGGACCCCAACCCUUGGAAACAAGGCAGAGAUAGCCAAGGGAAAGCUCAAGAGGAAGUUUAGCUUGGGAUCGGCAGACAGGAAGGAACCUCAACAGAGAAGAUCGGAGACGGGCAUCUCCAAGUUUACCCAGCGCCUGUCUCUGAAAGACAAACACGGCAAAAUAGCAAAGGCAGGAGGAGAGCGAACUUUGGAAGAGAGACCAGCCUUCAGGAAGAGAUCCCAGAGUGUCGAUUGGACCACCUCUCCCAAGAUGACCCAACAGAUGCGAGACCCCCCCCUCGCCCCUUCCAAGAAGGGCUCAGCCCCCUCCUCGCCAAGCGCAGCCCGCCGGCUCUACCGCAACCUGUCAGGGAAGUUCCGUGUGGGUCUCCCCCCCCUCGAUGACAGCCUGCUGCCUGGCCGAGGAGACAAAGAGAGGCUGCGCAAGUCUUGCAUGUUUCAGAGUAAUGAAGCCUUGUUUGAAGCCGUGGAGCACCAGGAGCUAGAUUUGGUGCAGCUGCUGCUGAGUCAGUACAGUCUGGAGGAGCUGGAUCUCAACACUCCUAACAGUGAGGGCCUACUCCCACUGGACAUCGCCAUCAUGACCAACAAUGUGCCCAUGGCUAGGAUACUGCUGCAGGCUGGCGCCAAGGAGAGCCCACAUUUCGUGAGUCUGGAGAGCCGCGCGCUGCACUUGGCUACACUGGUCCGAGAAGCGGAGCAGCGAGUCAGUGACCUCACCGCACGGGUAGUGAAUGAAGCGCCGGGCGAGCGAGACGGCUCGGAGAGAGAGAAGCAGCUGAAGGGCUGGGAGUGGAGGCACCGGCUCUUCAAACGCAUGAAGGCGGGCUUUGAGCAUGCACGUCCCCCAGAGGCCCCCAGCAAUGUCCGUCUAUCUGUCUGCAGCAGCUCCAGUCUGAGGGUCACCUUCCAUGAGCCCCUCAGUGUCAACUCUGCCGUGGUCACCAAGUACCGAGUGGAGUGGAGUUGUUCCCCCUCGUUCUCCCCUCUGCUGGGUGAAGCUACCAUUGAGGACAUGAAAGUUCUGCAGUACACCAUCACAGCGCUGUGCCCGGGUACCCAGUAUUAUGUGCAAGUCUCAGCCUACAAUAUGAAAGGAUGGGGGCCGGCCCAGUCUUCAGUCCCAGUUUGUGCAGCACCCUCCAGCUGGAGGGAGUUUGACGGAAGAGCUCCCAGGCAGAGGGGGCAGAAGGAGGCCCUGGACCAGCUGCUGGGGCAGAUCAAAGAUGCCCACCGACACUGCACCUGUCAUGAGAGUUGCAAAGUUCAGCCGCAUGUCAGAAAGCAUUCCGUAUCCAAGAGUUUACGACAUCUCUUCCAGCCGACCAGCAAGUUUGUGAAAACUCUUAAAAGGGGUUUGUAUUUGACGUCAGUAUUCUACCGAGACGACAACAUCCUGGUAACUCAGGAAGACCAGAUUCCCAUCAUGGAGAUUGAUGACUCCUACUCCACCUCCCUCGUGCAGGACUUCCUGUGGUUCAGCAAGGUGUCCUGUCUGUGGGAGGAUAUCCCGUGGCUGCGGCAGUGCCUCAGCCCCUCCCAGUCUUCCUGUUCCUGCACCCUUCAGACUCGACUCAAGAUGCUUCAGGCUAUCUCCCAGCUUCAGGGCAUGCUGGGAACCCAGGAUCUGGGGAGGGUUUACUUUGAGCCAAUCAAAGACAGGCACGGGAAUGCACUGCUGGUAACGAUACGUGACCUGGGUUCGAGUCAGUCCCUGGAAAACAUGCGAUGGACUCUGCUGAGCAAGCUCCAGAUGCAGCGCAAGUCCAUCUCAUCACCGGAAGAGCCUACUGCCCUGGACAUGCUUCUCGUCACACUGCACGAGAAGCUGGCCUAUCACAGACGCAGCAAGCAGGCCCUGUCUCCUGGCCUCUACCUCGGGUACUUGAAGCUGUGCAGCUCAGUGGAUCAAAUUCGGGUUCUGGUUCCUCAGAAACUCCCCAACAUGCUCUGCCACGUGAAAGUACGACACAACCACAACGUCUCCAGGGAGGAGUGGGAGUGGCUGCAGAACCUGAGCUCCCUGGAUGACUCUGUCCUGGCUGAGCAGAAUGCAGAGAGCCCUCAGAACCUUAUCCUUCAGGACCUGCGAGCAGCAGCCAGAGAGCUUAUGGGACAGAUCAACGUUCCAGUCAAUCAGGCACAGCACUUCCGUAUCUACAGCCAGGAGGUCCUAGAGUUGGGGGAGAAGGUCUCGUUCCUGCUCUUCCUGCCCCCUUCAGAUGACGUGUGCACCGCCCCUGGACAGAACAACCCCUACUCCCCCCGCUCCGGCUUCCUCACCCUACCCCUGCAGAUCUUCGAGCUGGUCCACUUCUACACGUACAGCCAGGCGUUUAUCGGACAGUACUGUCGGGUCUCAGCCCUGCUGGAGCUGGAGUCACUGAUGACCCAGCAAACCCUGCGCGAGGCCUUCUCCGAGUCAGAGCUGCUGGCGGCCAAGCAGAAACAACAGCAGGUCCAGGAGCACAUGCAGCAAAUGGAAGAAGUCUGGAGGGAGAUGCGAUGGAUUAUGGAUGCUCUUCAGUAUGCCAGGUACAAACAGCCAUCUGGAGGGAUCUCGCUGGCCUGGAUAAUUGACUUCUCUCAGGAGGUUGUGAGGGAGAAACCUCGCUCUACCACCUCCUCCCAGCUCGACUACCUCCCCUCUCCCCCCCCCUCCCCAGAGACUGGCCGCAAGCACAACUCAGAUCAGCAUGGCAUCUCAGAUGAAGAAGGUUUCUCUGAAGUCUUCCUGGCUACAGACAGUGAUUACGACUCGAGUCGAGCACAGAGCCCCCGGGACCUAGACCUUAUCUCCUCCUCUCCCUCCUCCUCCUCUAUGGAGCCCGGGUACCCUCGCAUAGGUGGCAGGGGGCUUCGUGACGGUGCUCCUGACGUCUUGCAGGCCCACGAGCUGCAGCCGGCAGACCCUGUAGAGCGUAGACGCCCCCCUGAGCUUUUCGACAGUGAUUUCAUUCUCCCAAGCCGACAGAUCGAGCUCUUGCGCAUCACCGAGAAGAGACAGGCCUUCUGUGUGAGGACCAGCAGUCUGGAAUUCCCCGCCCUCUGCCCCUCCCCUCAACGAAGAUGCCCCCGUCCAUCCUCCGUCGACCGCUGCCCACCCUCCAAGGACCCUCAGCCACCCCUCCCCCUUCUCCACACCCGGGCACGCUCCGAAGAGGGCACCAGUGGCUUCCCUGUGACCUCUGCCAAUGAGGUGCUGCCAGCCAUUGAAGGAAGGAGGCCCAGUCAUGUGAACCUGAGAGUGUAUCCUCAGUACAGGACCGGACUGUCUAAGGAAACCAGCGUGAAGCUUUGCGUCACCCAGAAAACUUGUGUGAGGGAGAUUGUGAGACUUGUUGUCAAGGAGAUGAACGAUGUAUCCAGAAGGCUGCUAGGAAGCCUGGAAGAGGUUGUGUACAGAGAGGAGCAGCUGGAGCACUUUGGGCUGGUGCUGGUGGUGGAGGAGAAGGAGAGGUGGCUGCAAGAUGACUUCCAGCCCCUGGCACUACAAAACCCAUGGACUCGAGGCAGGCUCUGUGUGAGGAUGAAGGAAUACUCCCCUCUCUCCCUGCAGCUCAGUCAAGCAACCACAGUGUGAGGAGCCAUUGAGAACUUCACACAAGCUGGUUUCUGGUUAUGUUUUUUACCUGGGAAGCUUUCUUAUUAAAUGAGAAUUUCACAACAGACCUCUAAGAAUAAUUUCAAAGCAUCCCAGGUUAAUUCAAUUUUUUAUUGUGAAAAUUGCCUUUUUACCAAAGACUUUAAAGUGACUGAAUAUUUAUAGUUAAAAAAAAAAUAAGUUAAAAGUUAUAUUGUUGAUAUCUGUAUUAAAAGAAAAUGGAGCAAUAUUCUUCUUCCAGAUUUUGAGGUAUAUAUGAAGGUGGAAUCUUCCAGAUCAAGACUUUGUCCUUUUUGAAUUUCAAUGUCUGCAGCUGGUAGUAUACAGUGUUUGUAUAGAAGAGUGGUUUUCCAUUGCACACGUUCAUAUUAUUAUUAUUGUUAUUAUUUUCAUUUAUUUUUUAUUCAUAUCUUUAAAAACUUUAGUUUUAGUUGUCUGAUGAAGUGAAAAGCCACAGACUCCCUCUCUCACAAAGCUUUGGGUCUGUCCGUACAAGCUUGGAGGGAGUUAUUUUGUUUAUUUUGUGAUUGGAUUGUGUUAGUACAAUAGAAAUACUGUUAUUAAGUUGCAAUAUAUAAACAUUGGUUCUAUCUACAUGUUUCUGUUUCACAUUGUAUUUUAUAUGUGUUACUUAAAGAAAAAAAAAAAAGCAAUGUUUUUCUUUACUCUCUUUGACAUUGCAAUGACCUGACAUCUCAGCCCAUUGAAUUGAAUGGAAAGAUGAGGGCUGGAUGUGAAACGCAAAGAAUAUGGUUUAAAGACAAAGGUCUUACCAUUCAACUAUGAGCUAAGAGGUAAGUCUUGUGCUGAUGUCAGUGUUAUUAACUUAUCAGCCGCUAGGAGGAAAUUCCAUUACAAUGUGCAUUAAGCAACAAAAAUGAACAAAAAAAGAUAAGGCUGGACCCAACUAGUCCCUACAAGUACAGGUCCCUACUGCAUUCUGGCAUUGCUGAUUCUACAUGGAAACAAAUGUUCUAUAUAAAACUGGUCCUAAGCUAGUCUAUGAAAAGAGAUAAUAGUGCGGAAUACUGUGUUCAGUUCUGCUGCCCACACUACAGGACAUUGUGGCCUUGGACGCAGUCCAACGACUAAUUCCAUGGGCUUAAAGGAAUAAGCUAGGACGAUUGAGGGAACUGAAUUUAUUUAGCUUGGCGCAAAGAACAAUCACUGGGGACUUCAUAGAAGUGUUGUGCCACGUAGGGAGGGCAGGUUUUGCCCUGGCUAUGGGGAUUGCACAGAGAGUGUCACUUUGGCUGUCUGAACAUUGUUUUCCUGCAAUGUAAACAACUAAGACAGUGUUACAUUGGUCUCGUUAUACAUCAGGACAGAGAUACAGUACCACAUGUUAUGAUGCAUUUCAACCUAGUACUGUACUUAGAUAGAAACACCAACAGUACCUCUUGGCUUAAGUUUAGGAAUAACAUUCUGCAUAGUUGUUCAUUGCAAUGGCUUAAAAAGGUUGAUUCAAAUCAUUCAUUGGGUGCUGUGUUUUUGGCUGCUUCAUUGCUGCAUCCCAGUUUCUACUCCACAGGUUAUUGUAGCUGUUAUGGAAUAAAUGUGUGUUUCCUAAUUUGGCACACAUAAAUUAUAGUUUUGGGUCCUAUUUUUUCAUUUUAAUUUUUACUAAUACUUAUCAACAGAUUUAAUAAAAUACACACUAAAAAAGGUUUUAGGAUGAAUUACAGAAGUGUUAUAUUGCUUCUUUGUGAUUACCGGAUUCUGCCGAGUUAGCACCAAGGGGGUGUAAUUAGUGUUGAGCAGUUAAUACAUUUUAAAAACAUAUAAACACAUGAAGUUUACGGUCCACUAAAAUAAAGGGCUAAUAAAUUAACAUCUGUAGUAAUACAAAAAAAUGCAAGCUCUUGCACUGUCCGGAAAUCCCAAAUAUGGAUUGUAGCGUAACAGGAAAGCACAAUCAAUCAGACUCCAGAGUCUGUAUCAUCUGAUUUGAAAUUGCCAAACUCCUGAACUGAAGAUAACGCUAACCCUGAAUCAUCCAAUGCACAGAGCAACUACAGUACUUUCUGUUCAUGUGAGCCGUGAUAUUAUUGCACAUUGUUAUUAAAAACCAGAAAUAAAUAGUGAAAAUGUCACUUUCAGCUAAAGUUGGAGUGGGGCGAUUGUUCAAACCAGGACGGCAAAAUACAGUAUAUGGGGGAAAAUCUGCAGAUAAUUACCACUACAAUAUAGGAUAACACAUGUUGCAAUAUACUAGCAUGUAUAAGUAGAAUAAUGUAUGGGUCAGAAUAUAUUUCCACACAAUAAUAUGUGUCGAGUUUUGUGGUGCAGCCACAGUACAGCAAUAUCACACUACUGGUGUACUGUAUUGAAAGUCAAAUAAAUUGAUGAAAGUUUCAUGUGUGUGUUUUUUUAAAUCAAAUGAAUGGGCCUGAAGAUUUACUGACUAAGACUUGACAUUCUAACUCGUUGAUUGGGAUUUCCAGAGUGAAAAACUCUUUGUUUUUUCUUCAAUUCAUUGAAGCUGUAGCAACUUUGAAGCAGUUAAGUAUAUCAUAACAGAAGAAUAAUUUAAAAGUUAAAUAUUGUGUGUGUAUAAAUAUAUACAGUAGUCUCUGGCUAAGAGA
Molecule: messenger RNA, 6910 nt
Organism: Polyodon spathula (Mississippi paddlefish)
Lineage: Eukaryota; Metazoa; Chordata; Actinopteri; Acipenseriformes; Polyodontidae
Product: ankyrin repeat and fibronectin type-III domain-containing protein 1-like
Exons: 23
Coding region: 258-4304 (1348 amino acids)
Biological process (GO): establishment of mitotic spindle orientation; signal transduction; regulation of establishment of bipolar cell polarity
Cellular component (GO): spindle
Molecular function (GO): protein binding
Source: RefSeq, a predicted model, not a curated record